Messenger RNA from Triplophysa dalaica, 1670 nucleotides. RefSeq names its product plasma membrane ascorbate-dependent reductase CYBRD1. Lineage: Eukaryota; Metazoa; Chordata; Actinopteri; Cypriniformes; Nemacheilidae. The transcript has 4 exons. The coding region runs from base 264 to 1076 and encodes 270 amino acids. Gene Ontology annotation, molecular function: oxidoreductase activity. The record is from RefSeq and is a predicted model, not a curated record. Gene Ontology annotation, cellular component: lysosomal membrane.
UUUUUAGCAUUCGCUUUAUAGGGAAUAGUGAACAAAUAAGCGAAUUGAGACGCACAUCUAGUGUGUUGUCUGUCUACUCGAGACAUCCACAGGCUUCCCGUGUCUCUCCAAUGCUGCCAAGUAGUCUGCGAACUAAGAUUUGAGACAGAAUCACUCUUGUUCGGGUAUGAAAGUGCAGAAGAGGAUCCAUACGGUCUGACCGUGUGUCGUAACUUCAAGCUGCGCUUCCGAAUCCCGAUACUUUGUGUCAUACGCCGCUUGCGAUGAUGGAGAACAAGCGUUUUCUCGUUUUCUUCUCUCUGGCUUUAGCUGUUGGUUUUCUGUCGAUUGUGUGUGUUUUAUUAUGGGUUUUACACUUCAGAGAGGGGCUCGGCUGGGAUGGAGGAUCGGCGGAGUUUAACUGGCACCCGUUGUUAAUGAUCAUCGGCUUUGUUUUUCUUCAGGGAAUCGCGAUUGUGGUGUACCGGCUGCCAUGGACCUGGAAGUGCAGUAAGCAGAUGAUGAAGUUUAUUCACGCCGGGCUCAAUGUUCUGGCUUUCAUUCUGGCUGUCAUUUCUCUGGUGGCCGUGUUUGAUUUUCACAAUGCACAGAAUAUCCCCAACAUGUACAGUCUGCACAGUUGGGUGGGACUGGCUGCGGUUAUACUUUAUUCAGUACAGAUAGUUAUGGGCAUCACUGUCUUCCUGAUACCUGCGACUCCAGUGUAUGUGCGUGCUGCUCUAAUGCCUGUUCACAUCUAUACUGGUCUGUUCAUCUUUACCAGCGUCAUCGCCACCGCUCUCAUGGGCUUCACAGAGAAACUCAUAUUUGCCCUGAAAAGUCCCGCUUAUAAAGACUCUCCACCAGAAGCCAUUUUGGUUAAUGUUCUUGGCCUGCUGACUGUGGCUUUUGGUGGUCUGGUACUUUGGAUCGCUAGUCGGCCCUCCUGGAAAAGGCCAAAAGAACAGGUCACGCAAGCCCUGAGCGAUUCCAGCAUAAGUCCAGAGGACAUGAAAGUGGGCGCUGCCACAAGAUCCGACCCCGAGUCCAGUGUUGAGACUCGCAGACGUAACGGAAAAACAGAAGAAUCUGAAUAAUACAAAACAAGCGAACACAAAAUAUUUUUUGCAAACUAUACUCUUUUAUGUAGAAUACAGAAGAGCUCUUAUACUACACUAAGUAUUUCCAUUUAAACAGUGCUGAAAUCUUUGUUAUUGCAAAAGAAUGUAUUUUGAGUUUCUGAAGGGCAUUUCAAUCUGACAUCUGUGUUUGUUUGAUAGAGAUCCAUCUGUGUAUGUACUGCUGUUUUUAGAGCUUGCAUUUGAUCUAGAAGUUGUUAAAUAUUUGCACUAUAUCAAGACUCAACACAUUUUUUUAAUCAGUGUUAAGAACGUCAUUGCAGCAGUCAAAACCAGUUCAUUUGUUUAUUUAAAACACAUAACACUUAGUUUGUUAGGUUUGCAAAUGUGUUCAAGUGUUUUUAUUAUCAUUUCUGUUAGAAGAAACAUUUUCCAUUAUAUAAAAUGAUCUGUAUAUUUAGGAUUUAUGCUUUAUUUACAGAAAAAUGUUUAUUUGACGUGAUGUUCUUUGUAUAAAAGGUCUAAAUCAUUCCUUACUUUUGCAUUUUUUGGUGUUUUCCUCUUAAAUAAUGAUGGUGUCAUUAUUUCAAUAAAAUGUUUUGUACCUUGUCA